AUGGCCUCACCACGCAAUGCCGCGUCCGGCGCGAGAGUGACGCCCGAAGUCGAAUCGAUCAGCUCGUUAUUGCUUCAUCCGCUAUUGCAGGACCCAAAGUUCGUUGCCGCUGUACUGGCGGUAUUCCUCUCGGUCGUGCUCUUCACUUGUAAACCAUCUGCGAAACGCCGGGUCGGUGGAAGAAGCGGAACGCCGACGGUUCUGCUCGUCGGACCGGCAGAUAGCGGCAAGACAGCUUUGUUUGCAAAGCUGGCCCACGGAUCCCGCACGGAGACGCACACAUCGAUCACUCCGAGCUCUACGACGUUCUCGCUGGACUCCGAAGAUCCAGCGCGGACAGCUAUUCGACUGGUCGACAUUCCUGGUCAUCCAAGAUUGAGAGACGAAGUCAAGCGAAACUUGAAGACUGCGAGUGCUGUGGUCUUUGUCGUGGACAUACAGGCGUUAUUGAGGAAUGCUGGAGCCAUUGCUGAGGAGCUUCCACCAAUCCUGACCACUGUCGCAUCCGCCUCUCUCGCCUCUGGUCAGCCGACCAAGCUCCUCCUCCUCGCUAGCAAGGCCGACCUCCUGUCCCGACCAUCACCCACGACCCCCUCCCCCACCCUCUCCGCCUCGACCCGACAAACAGCAGCGGACCGGCUCUCCUCCGUCCUCACGCGCGAGAUGGACCGUCUGAAGCAGUCCCGUGCGUCCACAGGCGGCCGGAUUGAGGGUAUAGGCAGGGUGCAGAGCUCGGGCGGGACAGGCCUGGCGGGGCUGUGGAAGCGAUUCUUUGGCGGAAGGGGAGGGGGAGAUGUGGAUGACGCGGAGCUGGAAGAGGAUGAGACGUUGGUGUGGGGUGGGAGGGGGACUUUCAGGUGGGAGGAUGUGGAAGGUGUGGAGAUUGCGUGGGGCGUCUCGGCGUUGGGUGCGGUGAAGGCUGUGGGGGAGGAAGGGGAGGGGUUGGACGAGGUGAGGGAGUGGCUGAGGUCGGUGUGA
This is a messenger RNA of Dioszegia hungarica, 978 nucleotides long. RefSeq names its product signal recognition particle receptor beta subunit-domain-containing protein. Bases 1 to 978 code for a protein of 325 amino acids. NCBI's taxonomy places the organism in Eukaryota, Fungi, Basidiomycota, Tremellomycetes, Tremellales, Bulleribasidiaceae. The record is from RefSeq and is a predicted model, not a curated record. The transcript is spliced from 4 exons.